AUGCGCCAGCAACCUUCAGGUGUUCCUGACUGGCUGGCGGACCUGGUGCCGAGACCAGCAGCAGGACCGUUGUCAGCGCUGCCUCAAGGAGUGGCCAAGCCACUAGAGGUGCCGCAAUCGCUGGUUCCCAUCCUCACGGAUGCCCUCAUCCAGCAGAUCGCUGCGCAGACUGGAGCCCACAUCAUACUUCGGCAAGACACCAGGAACUUGGGCUACAGCCUGGUGCUCUUCCAGGGAAAUCCAGAGGGCACGCAGAAGGCCCGGGAAACGGUGCAGAAGUACUGCGGCCUCACCAUGGGGCCCAACAUCACGAAGACCUUGGAGCUGCAGACCUAUCACUCGAGUGCCUUCUAUGCCAUGGAUGAAGCCAUGAAGGACUUCAAGCACAAAGUGGCCGGUCUGCCCAUCAAGCUGAUACCUCCAGAGACCCUUGGAGCGCCAUUUAAGGUGGCCAUCGGCCCCGGGCAGGUGGCGCACGUGAGCUCGGCGGAGGCGACCAUCCGCAAGACCCUGCGGGAGGUUGAGCUGGAGCUGCACUACAAGCAGCGCCGCACCGUGCCUGCGGAGUUGAAGUACGCCAUGAUGUGCAAAAACACCAAGGACAACAUCGACUGCCCCAACAAGGCAUGUCCCUUCUGCCACAGCACCGAAGAGCUGGAGAUCGCGAGCCGAUGCUGCUUCGAGAACAGCCUGAACAUCCCCGGGGUGGCCACAGCCACGCCGUCGAAGGUGCCGACCAGAGCUCCACCCAUCAUCACGGCCAAGGAGGUUGGAGGUGCUGAGAAGAAAGCCGCCGAUGAGAAAGCCGCCGAUGAGACGAGUCAGAAGCUAAUCCUUUGCGGCAAGAUCUUGGUGGACGAUGCGACCAUCGAGGAGACGGGAUACCAGAGUGCCAACUUCAUCGUCGCGAUGGCCACCAAGGCAAAAGCCCCUGCCGCGGCGGCGCCGACACCCACGCCGGCGCCGGCGCCAGCGCCGGCUGCGGCCCCCACUCCAGCUCCGGCGCCGCCAACGCCGGCUGUGGUGCCUUUGAAUGAAGACGCCGUGCAGAGCCUCUGCGAGAUGGGCUUCCCCCGAGACCAGGUUGAGCCUGCCUUGCGAGCAGCCAAUGGGAACCCCUCCCUGGCAGUGGAGUUCUUGAUGAGCGGCAUUCCCGCAGGCGUUGGUGGAGGCGAUGCGGGUGGGAUGGCAGGCGCUCCAGCUCCGAUCCCCACUACUCCAGGGGACAGCGAGCCGAUGCCGGAGGUUCUGGAGCAGCUGAGAUCCAAUCCUCAGUUCGGACAGCUUGCGGCAUUGAUCGCCAGCAACCCGCAGAUGCUGGGUCAGGUGAUGCAAGGCGUCCAACAGAGCCACCCGGAGAUUGCCCAGGCGAUCCAGCAGCACCCAGAGGCCUUCAUGCGGCUGCUGCACGAGGCCCUGCGCGCCACAUGA
Molecule: messenger RNA, 1431 nt
Organism: Effrenium voratum
Lineage: Eukaryota; Dinophyceae; Suessiales; Symbiodiniaceae
Source: the annotation of a GenBank genome assembly